AUGGCUGGCUUUGGUUUUCUAAUUUUAUUUGGUUUCAGUUGUUUGUUGUUUCCAUGUGAAGGUAUAUAUUCUUACACGAUGGUGUAACUACAUACAACAUCUUAUAAAAUGCCUCUCAUGCAGUUGAGAGCUUUAUAAGACUUUAAUUUCAAUUAUUAGAAAUUGCUACCCCCUAAAAAAAUCAUGCAUUUUCUGAUGUUUUUAUACUUUACUUGUUUCGUUCACUUUACUCGCCAGACACUCAAAACAGUCACAAAUCAAGUCAAAUUGAAUUGUAUAUCUCUGCAUGUAAAUGUUUUAAAUUGUAUUCUUCAUUUCGUACUUUUCUUUGCAAAGAUCAAUCGGAAUGACUUGACGUCUUACGAUUUGUUCGUUUUAAUGUUCCCCAACAUUAUUGUAUAAAUGAAUUGAAUGGGAACAAGAAUAUAGAAGUAAUUGGGUUUUUAGCAAGUCUAUAUAUCUAGUAUAAUAGCCAUAUGUAAUUGUUGAGUGAACACGUACUCCCCCCGCCACCGCCUAUCUGUCAGUUAUACCAAAACAAAAUUGGAAAAUUUGUGUGUUGUUUAUAGGAAAAGUCUUUCCACCAUCUGAUGGAACCAGCUUGGUAUUUGCACGUGGAUCAACUGAGAGAAUAGUGUGGUCAUAUGAUGAUGAAAUAGAAGCGUUGAGUCGUCGGAUUUGGAGUUUCGAAUCAAGUGAUGGUAAAGUAGAUGAAAUAUUUGCAUUUGUUGACGCUGACGGGAGGGUUAAUAUAUUAACCAGCUUAUUUGAGAUUGCAAUAGAAAAGCCAGCAACAUUAGUUUUAAGAAACAUUAAUGAAACUUAUGGUGGAACAUACAAGUUUAGCCUGGCACCUAGCAAUGGUGGUGUUGAAUCUGAAGUUGUCGUUUCUAUUGCAGGUAAGUUUUCAGGAAUCUUGUAAGUUCAGCUUUCUUCAAAAUUCAUUUCCAUCAACCAUUUUCGGCUUGCAUAUAGGCAUGGCUAAGUUCUCGAGACAAAUCUACAAAUUGAUUUAAUUUUCAAUACAUAUAUAGUAUUAGUGCAAUCAUUAACUAUGGUGCAAUGUAGUGUCAUUGUGAUGCAGUAGACUUGGCAAAAAUGGCUUCAUUUUGGAUUUCCAAAUUUUUGGUUUGUGUUUCUAAGAAUGAAUAAUUUCUGAUUAACUGAUAAUUGCAAUUAUGCUGCAAUCAAAGUCCUCAUUCUCAAUGACUUACAGUUUGAUCAAUGAAAUUCGUAGUUAUCAUUUUUUACGUUUUGGGAUUUAGAGUCCACCAAAUUAAUAGCACUCGUUUUUGCACGUCAGUGGAUGUCAUACCCUUUGGCAAAAUCAGAAAAUAGCAGGGGAUAUUUAUUUAAGUAUUCUGAAAAUAUCCAAAUACACAUCAAUUGUUUAUUGGAGAAUCUUUUGGAGACGUCUAUAUAAAUUAGAAACGUUAGAUGUGAAGUGCAUGGUCACAAGUAUAGUGACCAAUUAUAAUUAUUGCGUUAUCGCGGUACGACAAUGCAUGUGCUGUUUUAUCAAGAAUCUGCUAAUUGAGUUGCAUUCUUCUCCCCUACAAAAUGACUUUCCAAUUGCAUUUCAGUAACACCGAUGGUGACAGUCGAAUGUUCCAGUCCUGCCACAGUGAAUACAAGCGAUAUUUUCACGUGUGCAUGUAAAGGACAAGGUGGCAAACCUCCUGCAAACGUAACGUGGUAUAAAGGGAACGACGUGAAAAGUAUCACAGGGAAAGAAAAACAAAUAUUGCAUGUCUUUAGUGCCAAAAGAGACGACAGUGGGACGUACAGAUGUGAAGCGAAAAGUCAUGAAGUUGCAAAGAAUGACACAGAAAUUGAAUUAAUUGUAAAUUGUAAGUAUAUAGCUGGUACUAUAAUGAAUCAAGCAUCGCAGUAGUUGAGACCUGCAUGUUUGUUGCAUUUUAAAAUCGCCAGGACGGCCCAAUCCUUCUUCAUGUACUUCUUGCAUGUAUAUAUAUUCUGAUCAAACAGUACAUAACAUGCAACUAUACGAUUGCUUUUAUAAUCGUUUAACACUAUGAUCUGUCGGGCUCACUUCUCUUAAUGGCAAAUAUCAAUGACAACUUGAUUGCCAUUAAUAAAGUUGUCAGAUGUUAUGCGCCGGCGUAAAUCAGCCCAAUGGCAAUGUAUCGAAUUUUGUUAAAAGUUCCUCUAAGUAAGUAUUACCAUAUUAAAUAGACCCAUGGCACUGACGUCACAAAUCCUUAGAGUGUCGUCCAGAUGCUCCCUAACAAUAUCUGUUCGAGUACAACAACCACAUACAGCGCAAAAAUUAACCAUUUUAAUACAAAAUUAUCAUAAAGUUUUACAAAAGAUGCAUCGUCACCGGCGCUGUGACGUCAUGUGCAAUGGGUCUAUAUGGUGACUAUAGUAUCCAAUUUUCGGUUUCAUAAAAACGGCAGGUAAAUAUCAACACUCGAAAAUACAUCAUUGCACAAACGUUAACAUUAGAAAUCAGUCUAAUUUCUUGACAGAUCCACCUGAAAAUGUAAAACUGAUGUUGACAAGGAGUAGUAAAUCAGUUACUAUCAGAUGUACAGCUGAAGCUCGUCCUCCAGCAAGUUUCAAAAUAUUCCUGAAUCAAACUGAGGUAGUCAAAACUGACCAAAUACUUACCAUACCUGAAGUAAAAAAGAAUCAUGUUGGUUAUUAUGCGUGUUUUGCAAGGAAUUUUCUGGGAGAUGAAUCUUCAGAUCGUGAAUAUUUAUCCCCUGAAGGUAAGAUUACAGUUUGUCUGGGUAUGAAUAUAGUUUGGUAAGGAUUGCUCCAACUGUACCUAUAUGUGUACACCGACAACGGGGUAGGAACAACUUUUUAAUUAUUCAGAUUUUCUUGAUAUUACUUUCAUUUUGAAAAACAGGACCACUAGCGACAUAUUCAACGACGAAAGGCAACGAAAUAGGUAAUGGAAUACCACAGUUUUUAAAAAUUUUGUUUUAUAUUUUGUUCAGUAUUAUAGAGUUACUCGAUCAGUUAUAUUGUUAUUUUUUCUUAAUAAUUUCCAUGUAUUACCCAUUUAUCCAUAGCCAUGCAUGUUCUUUCGUUCUUAUACUAUAAACAUAGACAAAGCAUCUUCGAACAACACGAGUCGUGGAACUGAAUGGUAUAUUGUUGUGCUAUUAAUUAAUUUAUUGGUGUCCGGGAUUAUCAUUGGAAUUCUUCUUUCUUACAUUGUCUCAUGUUGUCGUCGUAAAUUUAGAAGUAGACAACCUCAGUCAAACCCUGAACCAAAGACAACUGAGGCUGAUACAACUAAUUAUCAAGAGCUUGAUCUUUCACAAAUGAACACAGAAGAUAAUUAUCAAUCGUUGAGAAACACAAAACCUCAACCAAACCCUGAACCAAAGACAACUGAAGCUGAUACAACUUAUCAAGAGCUAGAUCUUUCAAAAGUGAACACAGAAGAUAAUUAUCAAUCGUUGAGAGUGAAUGCUGCAAGUAGUGAGGAGGAGUCAACAUAUACUGAGUUGAACAAAACCAGAGAUGUGGAGAACAACUACCAAUCUUUAACUUGA
Molecule: messenger RNA, 3533 nt
Organism: Paramuricea clavata
Lineage: Eukaryota; Metazoa; Cnidaria; Anthozoa; Malacalcyonacea; Plexauridae
Source: the annotation of a GenBank genome assembly